UGGGGGGGAGUGGGGGGCGGGUCACGUGACGUUCCUGCGGCCAUAUAUAAGCGGGGGCGACGUCACUGCCCCCGCGACAUCUUUGUCAGGGAACAAAAUGGCGAGUCACAUGGUGAAGGCGGCGGGCGUCGCGGCGUCGCGAUGCGGCCGCGGGUUCCACUCCAGGGCUGCGCUCUGCGCCUCCGGGGUCCCCAUGAGCCGCUUCGAGCCGCAGCAACACAUCGACUACACGCCGCUGCGCAACAACAUCGACGUGGUGCGCGACAGGCUAAAGCAGCCGCUGACGCUGUCGGAGAAGGUGGUGUACGGCCACCUAGAGGACGCGCGCUCGCAGGAGCUGGAGCGUGGCCGCUCCUACCUGCGGCUGCGCCCCGACCGCGUGGCGAUGCAGGACGCCACGGCGCAGAUGGCCAUGCUGCAGUUCAUCAGCAGCGGGCUGGCGCGCGUCGCCGUGCCCUCCACCAUCCACUGCGACCACCUCAUCGAGGCGCAGCUUGGCGGGAACGAGGACCUGCAGAGAGCCAAGGACAUCAACAAGGAGGUUUACAACUUCCUGGCCACAGCUGCCAAGAAAUAUGGAGUCGGAUUCUGGAAACCCGGCUCCGGAAUCAUCCACCAGAUCAUCCUGGAGAACUACGCGUACCCGGGCGUGCUACUCAUCGGCACGGACUCGCACACGCCCAACGGCGGCGGCCUGGGCGGCGUCUGCAUCGGCGUGGGCGGCGCCGAUGCCGUGGACGUCAUGGCCAACAUCCCCUGGGAGCUCAAGUGCCCCAAGGUGAUUGGGGUAAAGCUGACCGGCGAGCUGUCCGGCUGGUCGUCGCCCAAGGACGUGAUCCUGAAGGUGGCCGGGAUCCUCACGGUGAAGGGCGGCACGGGCGCCAUUGUGGAGUACCACGGGCCCGGCGUCGACUCCAUCUCCUGCACCGGCAUGGCCACCAUCUGCAACAUGGGAGCGGAGAUUGGAGCCACCACCUCCAUCUUCCCAUACAACCACCGCAUGCGGGACUACCUUGUGAAGACGGGGCGCGAGGGGAUCGCCGAGUUGGCGGAGAAGAACAAGGAGUACCUGGUGCCUGACGCGGACUGCCACUACGACCAGCUCGUCGAGAUCAACCUCAACGAGCUGAAGCCCAUGAUUAACGGGCCGUUCACACCGGACCUGGCUCACGACGUGGCGGACGUCGGCGCCACCGCGGAGCGUAACGGCUGGCCCACCGACAUCAAAGUGGGUCUCAUUGGCAGCUGCACCAACAGCAGCUACGAGGACAUGGGCCGCGCGGCGUCGGUGGCGCGCCAGGCCCUGAGCCACGGCCUCAAGGCGCGUGCCGCCUUCACCGUCACGCCGGGCUCGGAGCAAAUCCGGGCCACGAUCGAGCGCGACGGCUACGCCCAGGUUCUGCGUGACAUCGGGGGCGUGGUGCUCGCCAACGCCUGCGGCCCGUGCAUCGGACAGUGGGACAGGAAGGACGUGAAGAAGGGAGAGAAGAACACCAUCGUGACCUCGUAUAACCGCAACUUCACGGGACGCAACGACGCCAACCCAGCCACGCACGCCUUCGUCACCUCCCCCGAGAUUGUGACGGCGCUGACCAUCGCGGGCUCGCUCAAGUUCAACCCCGAGACGGACUUCCUGACCGCGGCCGACGGCAAGAAGUUCAAGCUGACCCCACCCACCGGGGACGAGCUCCCUGCCAAGGGCUUCGACCCCGGCAUGGACACGUACCAGGAGCCCCCCCCGGACGGCCAGACAGUGCGCGUGGACGUCUCCCCCGAGAGCCAGCGGCUGCAGCUGCUGGAGCCGUUCAACAAGUGGGACGGCAAGGACCUCGCCGACAUGCUGGUGCUCAUCAAGGUGAAGGGAAAGUGCACCACCGACCACAUCUCAGCGGCCGGGCCGUGGCUCAAGUACCGGGGCCACCUGGACAACAUCUCCAACAACCUUCUCAUCGGCGCCGUCAACACGGAGAACGGAAAAGUCAACCUUGUCACCAACCAGCUGACGGGAUCCACCGGUGCCGUGCCCGACACGGCACGCGAAUACAAGAAGAGCGGUGUGAAGUGGGUCGUGGUCGGCGAUGAGAACUACGGCGAGGGCUCGAGCCGCGAGCACGCCGCACUGGAGCCACGCCACCUCGGGGGGAGCGCCAUCAUCGUCAAGUCCUUCGCUCGCAUCCACGAGACGAACCUGAAGAAGCAGGGCGUCCUGCCACUCACGUUCGACAAUCCGGCCGACUACGACAAGAUCCGCCCCGACGACCGCAUCUCCAUCAUCGGCCUCACUUCCUUCGCUCCCGGCAAGCCGCUGUCGUGCUUGGUGAAGCACAAGGACGGCUCCACGGACAAGUUCCAGCUCAACCACACGUUCAACGAGGGCCAGAUCAGCUGGUUCCGCGCCGGCAGCGCCCUCAACCGCAUGAAGGAGCUGCAGUAGAAACCCCCGCCAACCACCGUCGCCCCCCCCCUCCACCGUCUCCGUCCCAGCCCCCUCCCCCCCUCUGUUUGUGCAUCCUGUGGCUGCACUAUCGCCGUGUAUGCGAUGGCGCGGUCUGCCUUGACAAUUGCCUCUGUGGGCUGUGGGGUGCGCCACUGUCAAUUGUGGAGGGGGUGGGAGGCGAUUUGGGCCCCCGGCUAUACGCACGCACGCACACAUACAACAGCCGCAAAGCGCUUGUGCCAGGCUCGGUGCACUUUGAGGCCGGGUGGAAUGUCGAAGGCUCUCUGGCAGGAGGUAACGAGACAGACCCCCCCCCCCCGCCAGGUGUUACGGGUUAACCGAGAUCGCUGGCAUGUGCAACACAUGUACACACACACGCACGUUCUUGUGAAUGGCAGGGAGUUAAUCGGCGACGUUUGUUCAUGUGGAGACUGGCGAGUGCUUCAGGAGGAACUUCAUGGUGAAUAUCCGAGACGCUGCCGGUCAAUGGUAGUAGUGGGCAGUGGUGUCAGUGCGUGCGCAAGCUCGUGUGUGUGGGCCACGCGUGGGCCACACGUGGGCUGUGUAUGGGCCACGCGUGGGCCACGGUUUUAGAGACGGUGACCGCAGCGUCACCGUGGGAUGUUCUUAAUUGUCUGCCUUCGGUGGAGGUGGCCGUCCGGAUCUGCCGUGCAAUGUCCUCGAGCGAUUCGCGAGCGCUCGUCCGCACAAGCGUACACACGCCCCCGCACGCACACGAUAGCACCCAGGGACUCCCAUUUGCCACAAAGUGGCAGUGAUGUCACCACGGCGCUUGUGUCGGGAUGGAUGCACUUUUGAUGUCGCGCGCGUGUCUAUCUGGACACAAAGAUCCCCUGUUGAGCAUUUAACAAACUGUUGGGGGGGGGGGGGGUAAGCGCUGUAAGGGAAGCACCUUUUAAGGCCAGCACGUCACACGGAGGCGGUGGUGUGGCCAACACCACUCCCCCCAGGCACGGCUGAGUAGACUAAGGAGCAGCACAGAACCGGUUCAAAUAUUUGCCACGGUUAUUGGUCCCUAAUGGGAUUCGUAGCGCAGUGCGUGCUAAUCAUUGCACCACCACUCCCGACAGACACACCCACCUACCUGCACACGCACAAAACAAAUGUACACCUGUGUAUGUACCUCCCCCCCCCAUCUCCAUGUAAACACAGAAGUAUAGCCGCACACACGCACAAGUCUAGCCGCGUACACACACACACGCUCGCGUGUAGGUGCUGUGCACUGCUGUGUGUGGAGGGGUGCUCCAUGUCAACUGCUUCAUGGACUGCGUGUCCCUGUCGUGGCGCCGUGCGAGGAAUGAUCGCGGAUUGGUGCCGGACUUGUAACCCCGGACCGGCCGCCCACACUCCAGUAAUUAUAAUUAAAAUAAAAAGAGGGUUUAUGUUCGUGA
Messenger RNA from Lethenteron reissneri (Far Eastern brook lamprey), 3849 nucleotides. RefSeq names its product aconitase 2 (gene ACO2). Gene Ontology annotation, molecular function: aconitate hydratase activity; 4 iron, 4 sulfur cluster binding. The record is from RefSeq and is a predicted model, not a curated record. Lineage: Eukaryota; Metazoa; Chordata; Hyperoartia; Petromyzontiformes; Petromyzontidae. Gene Ontology annotation, biological process: tricarboxylic acid cycle. Gene Ontology annotation, cellular component: mitochondrion; cytosol.